Messenger RNA from Anopheles stephensi (Asian malaria mosquito), 2586 nucleotides. RefSeq names its product lipase 3-like. Gene Ontology annotation, molecular function: hydrolase activity, acting on ester bonds. The record is from RefSeq and is a predicted model, not a curated record. The transcript has a single exon. The coding region runs from base 1204 to 2433 and encodes 409 amino acids. Gene Ontology annotation, biological process: lipid metabolic process. NCBI's taxonomy places the organism in Eukaryota, Metazoa, Arthropoda, Insecta, Diptera, Culicidae.
UCGAUCGAUCAACAAAGGAAAUGCGAUUGAAAAGCCCCGUGACCAGUGCCGUAUCAUCAUAUCGCUUCCAGUUCGACGCUGCUUCCGAUCUGCGCUCGGUUCGGUGGGUGUGUGGAAGAAGAAUGGUUAUCACCCGACGGAUUCCGCGACCGCUUAUCAUGCAGUUGAAAUUGUUAACCGUCGAGAGUAAAGACAUUUUGGCGCUCGGUAUAGUGUACGACUACCCACUGGCCAACUUUGUCACAUGCCGCCGCAUCUACGUUGCAUUUGAAAGCGCAGGUCACGCGCACUUUCGGGCAGACAUUCGGGUGGUCUGAAAUCUCUGCUCGCUUCGCGGUUAAAGUAGCACCACAAGCUUAGCUCCGUACCGCUGUAAACAAAGCACUUUCUCCAGGGGACGGUGCUCUUAGGGGCACCAAACGGGGCACGAUAGAUAUCGCCCGACAAGACCUUAUAUCCUACAUGAUCUAUUGAACAGGAGAGCAGUGCUUGUAGCAGGCUUAACGCCAACAGACUCUCCCCCUACUGGGGCAGUUCCCUAUCGUGGAAGUACCUUAUUUCUUCGGUAUACCAGCGGUGAUACGCUCUAGAGUACCGCUAUCACCCUUAUCAUCAUCGGUCAGGUGUGCUGAUAACAGCCCAGUACCUGUGGAGUCUCAAGUCUCGUUAUGUUGUUUGAGUAUGAAUCGAACGUAUCAGGAGAACAGACGGUAAGGUGGUGAACCGAAGUUCCAUCUGCUUAGCAGGGCAAUGAAGAUAAGAGCCGCCCCAUCGUGUGCCAUCGUGGGUUAUUUUUUUUCUAAAUAAAUAAUCCACUGAAGUAGCUAUCAAUGCACCGAACGCGGAUUACACCGCCAACUGAAACGGCAAUCGACAAGCUUUAUCCGGUGAGAUUGCGGGGUACGGGCGGUCCAUUAUCGCGACAGAUUUCCGAUAAAGGUGUCUGAUAUCCGCACCAGAAAUAUUGCUUCUGAUUUGACGUCCCAGCAAUGACGGGGCCAAUUUGGCUCGGUGGCUCUUGGCGUGGGGUCACCAAUGAUUAGGAAUUAUUUUGGGGGGCGGGCGAACAGAUAAACGGAAUCUUGGGAGCUCUCGGCACUCUAUAAAAGACCCACGCGGAGGGAUAGAUUCUGCAAGAAAGAAUAGCUAGCAAUCGUCAGAACCUCACCAGCAACCAGUGUGAGGUGGACGCUCAAGGAAGCAAUGGGGAAAGGCGUAGAAUUACUGUUGGUGUUGGCGAUCGGCGUGUUUGGAAUCGCCAAUGGAGCAGCUGUUCCAAGAUCACCGUUGUCCACUAGAGACACGAACCUGCCGAUGAACUUCACCGCAGACAUCAUACUGAGGGAUGGAUACUUUCUCGAGCAGCACGAGGUAACGACGGCCGACGGGUACAUCCUGACGAUGUUCCGCAUCCCGGGCAGCCCAGCAAACCCGAUCCGGCAGGGCAAGAACGUAGCCUUCCUGAUGCACGGUCUGCUAAGUUCGUCGGCGGAUUAUGUUAUCUCCGGACCGGGGCGAGCCCUCGCCUACAUGCUGGUGGACGCCGGGUACGAUGUGUGGAUGGGUAAUGCUCGCGGCAACACCAACUCCCGACGCCACAUCUUCCACGAUCCGGACGCACGUAACACCAACUUCUGGGACUUUAGCUGGCACGAGAUCGGUUACUUCGAUCUGCCGGCCAUGAUCGAUUAUACGCUCGCGUACACCGGCCACACGUCGCUGCACUAUGCGGGACACUCGCAGGGCACUACCUCGUUCUUCGUGAUGGCAUCGCUGCGGCCCGAUUACAACAAGAAGAUACGCUCGAUGCAUGCCCUAGCUCCGGUAGCUUUCAUGAGCAACCUGCGGUCACCGUUCGUGCGCGCCUUUGCACCGUUCGUCGAUCAGCUCGAGUGGAUAAUGAAUAUGUUGGGCGUGAACGAGUUCCUGCCGAGCAACGACAUGAUGAUAAUGGGCGGUCAACGUCUGUGCGAAGACGAGUCACCGUUCCAGGAGGUGUGUGCCAACGUGCUGUUCCUGAUCGGUGGUUUCAACUCGCCCCAGCUCAACCGCACCAUGAUUCCGGCCCUUCUGGAGAAUGCUCCGGCCGGUGCCUCGGUGAACCAGCUGGUCCACUACGCCCAGGGCUACAACUCGGGACGCUUCCGGCAGUAUGAUUUCGGGCUCACGCUAAACCUCAUCCGGUACGGUUCGAUCCGUCCACCCGACUAUCCGCUGCAUCGUGUGACGGCUCCGGUGGCAUUGCAUUUUAGCGACAAUGAUUGGCUGGCGGCAGUGUCGGACGUUCGCCAGCUGCACGGCGAGCUAUCCAAUUCGAUCGGUCUGUUCCGUGUGUCUGAUCCGCGCUGGAACCAUCUCGAUUUCGUCUGGGGUAUCGAUGCCAACACGUUCCUGUACGAGCGGGUGAUUAGCUUUAUGGACCGCUUCAACUGAUAUCGGAACAUUCCUUGCGCUACAGGUGGACGCAAAGAAGGUAGAUUAGGAAGACCACAUCAACAGUGUGGUACAAGCUUAUUGGCACAAAUGGGAGGGAUGUUAUGGAAGGCCCAGGAGCUAAAAAUAUAACAUUUAUGAUUCCCUAACCGA